Molecule: messenger RNA, 5752 nt
Organism: Gorilla gorilla gorilla (western lowland gorilla)
Lineage: Eukaryota; Metazoa; Chordata; Mammalia; Primates; Hominidae
Gene: SLCO2B1
Product: solute carrier organic anion transporter family member 2B1
Exons: 15
Coding region: 302-2425 (707 amino acids)
Biological process (GO): transmembrane transport; sodium-independent organic anion transport; bile acid and bile salt transport
Cellular component (GO): basolateral plasma membrane; apical plasma membrane
Molecular function (GO): bile acid transmembrane transporter activity; protein binding
Source: RefSeq, a predicted model, not a curated record
UCGUGGAGCCAGGGCAAGGGAGAGACAGAAGGAGCAAGUGACCCAGGGAGACAAACACUUGGAGAUACUUGGGGCUGAGUUUGAGCAAGACUCCCUAACCUGUGCCUGGACAAGUCUGAUGUCCUGUGUGGCCCAAGAAGAACUGACCCUGUGUCUGGAGCUCACACCGUUAUUGCAUCCCUGCUGUGGCUCACCUGCUGCUGUCUCCAGGAGCCCCUGAGAAGAUUUGCUUCCUCUCCCCCGCUAAGCUCCAGGUCCUGAGAUUGAAUUAGGGGCUGGAGCUCACUGCACUCCAGCAGUCAUGGGACCCAGGAUAGGGCCAGCGGGUGAGGGACCCCAGGUACCAGACAAGGAAACCAAAGCCACAAUGGGCACAGAAAACACACCUGGAGGCAAAGCCAGCCCAGACCCUCAGGACGUGCGGCCAAGUGUGUUCCAUAACAUCAAGCUGUUCGUUCUGUGCCACAGCCUGCUGCAGUUGGCGCAGCUCAUGAUCUCCGGCUACCUAAAGAGCUCCAUCUCCACAGUGGAGAAGCGCUUCGGCCUUUCCAGCCAGACAUCGGGGCUGCUGGCUUCCUUCAACGAGGUGGGGAACACAGCCUUGAUUGUGUUUGUGAGCUAUUUUGGCAGCCGGGUGCACCGACCCCGAAUGAUUGGCUAUGGGGCUAUCCUUGUGGCCCUGGCGGGCCUGCUCAUGACUCUCCCGCACUUCAUCUCGGAGCCAUACCGCUAUGACAACACCAGCCCUGAGGAUAUGCCACAGGACUUCAAGGCUUCCCUGUGCCUGCCCACAACCUCGGCCCCAGCCUCAGCCCCCUCCAAUGGCAACUGCUCAAGCUACACAGAAACCCAGCAUCUGAGUGUGGUGGGGAUCAUGUUCGUGGCACAGACCCUGCUGGGCGUGGGCGGGGUGCCCAUUCAGCCCUUUGGCAUCUCCUACAUCGAUGACUUUGCCCACAACAGCAACUCGCCCCUCUACCUCGGGAUCCUGUUUGCAGUGACCAUGAUGGGGCCAGGCCUGGCCUUUGGGCUGGGCAGCCUCAUGCUGCGCCUUUAUGUGGACAUUAACCAGAUGCCAGAAGGUGGUAUCAGCCUGACCAUAAAGGACCCCCGAUGGGUGGGUGCCUGGUGGCUGGGUUUCCUCAUCGCUGCCGGUGCAGUGGCCCUGGCUGCCAUCCCCUACUUCUUCUUCCCCAAGGAAAUGCCCAAGGAAAAACGUGAGCUUCAGUUUCGGCGAAAGGUCUUAGCAGUCACAGACUCACCUGCCAGGAAGGGCAAGGACUCUCCCUCUAAGCAGAGCCCUGGGGAGUCCACAAAGAAGCAGGAUGGCCUAGUCCAGAUUGCACCAAACCUGACUGUGAUCCAGUUCAUUAAAGUCUUCCCCAGGGUGCUGCUGCAGACCCUACGCCACCCCAUCUUCCUGCUGGUGGUCCUGUCCCAGGUGUGCUUGUCAUCCAUGGCUGCGGGCAUGGCCACCUUCCUGCCCAAGUUCCUGGAGCGCCAGUUUUCCAUCACAGCCUCCUACGCCAACCUGCUCAUCGGCUGCCUCUCCUUCCCUUCGGUCAUCGUGGGCAUCGUGGUGGGUGGCGUCCUGGUCAAGCGGCUCCACCUGGGCCCUGUGGGAUGCGGCGCCCUUUGCCUGCUGGGGAUGCUGCUGUGCCUCUUCUUCAGCCUGCCGCUCUUCUUUAUCGGCUGCCCCAGCCACCAGAUUGCGGGCAUCACCCACCAGACCAGUGCCCACCCUGGUCUGGAGCUGUUUCCAAGCUGCAUGGAGGCCUGCUCCUGCCCAUCGGACGGCUUUAACCCUGUCUGCGACCCCAGCACUCGUGUGGAAUACAUCACACCCUGCCACGCAGGCUGCUCAAGCCGGGUGGUCCAGGAUGCUCUGGACAAAAGCCAGGUUUUCUACACCAACUGCAGCUGCGUGGUGGAGGGCAACCCCGUGCUGGCAGGAUCCUGCGACUCAACCUGCAGCCAUCUGGUGGUGCCCUUCCUGCUCUUGGUCAGCCUGGGAUCGGCCCUGGCCUGUCUCACCCACACACCCUCCUUCAUGCUCAUCCUAAGGGGAGUGAAGAAAGAAGACAAGACUUUGGCUGUGGGCAUCCAGUUCAUGUUCCUGAGGAUUUUGGCCUGGAUGCCCAGCCCCGUGAUCCACGGCAGCGCCAUCGACACCACCUGUGUGCACUGGGCCCUGAGCUGUGGGCGUCGAGCUGUCUGUCGCUACUACAAUAACGAUCUGCUUCGAAACCGAAGACGGUGUGCUGGACAAGGCCCUGGCAACCAGGGAAGACUUCCUGGUGGAGGUGGAGAGGAGGUAGGAGGGCAAUCCAGAGAGAAAACAGAAGACCCUAUUCUAACAGCUGCUGUCCCUUGGCCAGGAGGGGGCCUCUCCCAGCUCCUCCCAGCAACUCGGAGCAAUAAGUGAAGAUGUCAGCACCUUGGACAGCGCCCAACCCAUUACAGGACGCGGAGCCAGCGGAAGCCAAGCUCUCCACCUCCCUUAGCCUCUGGGUGAUGGAUUUCCUCUCUUCUCAAUUUGAUUAAAGCCCAGUAGAUAACCAGAGCGCCUUGUUCCUUUCUCUUCUCCCUUCCUGAUGAACAUAAUUAACUCCGUCAGGCUGGGAAUGCUUGCUCUUAAAUACUGCCUGCCCAGCCCCCACCCAGGCAUGAAUCAGUAAAAUAGAACACUUGGAAGAUUCACACGUUUCUUCCUAGGGAAUGAAAGUGGGAGAGGAAGCUGUCUCUGAGAUAUACAGAGGCUGUGAAUGAAGGCUGACAUGUGGUGGUUGGGUAGAGAAACCCCUAAACUGGAAGUCAGGAAGUUUAGUUUAGUCCUAGCUUUGCCACUAAUCCAGAUAUGAUCUAGGCAGGUCAUGUGCCCUUUCAUUCUGAGCCUGUUUUUCCAUUUGCAAGAUGUAUAUUGGUCUAGAUAAUAUCAGAUGCUGAGUUCAGUGCUAAUGUGCUAUGGUCGAAAAUCUUUAAAACAGAGAGGGAAAGGAACUUGCCCAAGGUCACACAGCAAGCUUAUGGCAAAGCAGACUUUAAUUCAUGGCUCCUGGCUUCUACCCCAGUGCUAUUUCCACAAACUUACCCCUUCAUUCAUAUCACAGACUUUCUUGCCUGAAGAUGGAGACUAAGGAAGUUAAAAACAGAUAGGAUUGCAUUAAUUGGUGUUAGCAAAAGAAAAUAACAUUUAACAUAUGUGUAAAUGCUAAUCUCUCUGAAGAGAACAGAAAGCAUGGCAUAAAUAAUUAAGAUUAUGGGGAAAGGAUCACCUGAUAGAGACAGAAAAUCAACCCCACACUCAGAGAAUCCCAGAAAGGUUUUGUGACUUGCCCAAGGCCAUCUAGUAAGGCAACUCUUGAAUCUUUUAAAAAGAAAGAGUGAACUCUUACCUUAAGUGUUGGUGGUGCCCCUGUCGGAGAAGGAGAGAGAGAGAGACAAUAUGAAUUAGCAAGUAUGUAUUAAGUUGCUGACGUGUGCCCAGCUCUCUACUAGGCACUUUAGGAGGGAUAUAAAACAUAAGGUAUGAAUGCUGCUCUCUAGGCACCAGGUCUUUGAUGUUUUGCUUCUUCUACUUGGAAUGACUUCCAAUGUACCCGUGUAUAUCCAAAUACUGCUGUUUUAUUAAGGCCCAAACCAAAUGUCUCUCCUGACAGGAAGGCAUCCAUAACCUCAUCCAGAAGCCACUCGCUCCUCCAAAUCUCCAAAGCAUUUUCUGUGUUCCUGUUUUAUAGUAUUUCACACCGUUUGCCUUAUCUGCUCCUAUUCCUUCUGCUAAGAAAAGGGAGGAGAGAGAGAGAGAGAGCACAAAAUACUCAACACAAGAUUUGACAUGCCAUAGAAUCUCAGUAAAAAAUGGAUAGAUGGGCUGGGCAUGAUGGCUCACGUCUGUAAUCACAGCACUGUGGGAGGCCAUGGUGGGUGGAUCACCUGAGUUCAGGAGCUCAAGACCAGCCUGGCCAACAUGAUGAAACCCCGUCUCUACUAAAAAUACAAAAAAUUAGCCGGACGUGAUGGCACAUGCCUGUAAUCCCAGCUACUUGAGAGGCUGAAGCAGGAGAAUCACUCAAACCUGGGAGGUGGAGGUUGCAGUGAGCUGAGAUCACACCAUUGCACUCCAACUUGGGCAACAAGAGCGAAACUCUGUCUCAAAAAAAAAAAAAAUGGAUGGAAGGAUGGAUGGAUGAUGAAUACAGAUGUAUGGGUGACUGGGAAAGAGGGUAGAUGAAGGCAUGAAUAUGUGGAUGAGUGAGUGGGUGGGUGAAUGGAUGGAUGAACAGAUAGGGAAGUAUAUCAUUGGUUAGGAGGGUAGAAAAUUGAUUAAAUGUAAGUGGGUUUGUGGAUGAGUAGGUAGUUGGAGAGGUGAAUGAGUGCUCUAUGGACAGAUGAAUGGAAGGGAAUGUGGGUAGUUAGUUGGGCUGGUAAAUGUAUGGGUUAAUAUAUAGUGGUUAAUGCAUGUUCUCACUUAUAAGUGGGAGCUGGACAAUGAGAACACAUGGACACAGGGAGGGGAACAACACACACUGGGACCUGUCAGGGGGUGGGGGAACAGAGAACAUCAAGAUAAAUAGGUAAUACCUAGGUGAUGGGUUGAUAGGUUGCAACAAACCACCAUGGCACAUAUUUGUCUGUGUAACAAAUCUGCAUUAUAUAUGGUUGGGUAGUUGCCUAUGGGUGGGCAAACAAGUAGAUGAAUAAUUGCAUCAUUGUAUGGAAAGAUAAAUGUCAGAGUAGGUGGAGAGAAUUAUUUGUUGGUGGGACAUGCAGAUGUUCCUAAUAUCUUUUUCAUAGAAACUUUCCAUUGCUGGUGCCAGAAAAAUUACUAUGGGGUUUAGUUGACUCUGUGCUUAAGCUGAGUCAAAGUGUGUUAACACCCCCAAAGAUCUCAGGUGAUUUCAGGCUGUAUCAAUGGAAAUCUAAUAACAAGACCAAAAAGAGUGAUGAUUCUAUCCUGCCCUGAGCUGUUCACACUUCCCUGGGGUCUGUGCUCCACUCUGUACCUCUGAAGAGAUGAUGCCAUCCAUAGCUUGUGCAUUGCUAUGGUGUCCCCCAAAGUUCAUGUGUUAGAAACUGAAUUUCCAAUGCAACAGUGUUGAGAGGUGGGGCCUUUAAGAGGGGAUUAGUUCAUAAGGGCUCUGCCCUCAUGAAUGAAUGAAUAUGGCUAUCAUGGAAAUAGGUUUAUUAUUGAAGGAGUGGGUUUGUUAUAAAAGCAACCCCUCUCUUGCUCACUCUCUCUCUCUCUUUCUCUCUCUAUCUCUCUUUCUGUCUCAUACACACACCCUCUCUUGCCCUUCUCCCCUUUGCUGUGGGAUCACACUGCACAAAGGCCCUUACCAGAUGUGGGCCCCUCAAUCUUAGACUUCCAGAAGUGUAAGAAAUAAAUCUCUGUUCCUUAUAAAUUGCCUAGUCUCAGGUAUUCUGUUAUAGUAGCACAAAAAUGAACUAAGACGUGCACAUAGGAGACACAGUAGGAAGUAAUCUAUUAAGUCCACCAAAUGAAGAACCACUGAAAGAACCAUAAAUGUUCAGCCUGGAGAAGAGCCAACUCAGUAGUGGCAACCACUGUGUCCCAGGAUCUGGCUGGCUGUCCUGGGGCAUGCCCUAUGUCCUCAGCAGCAGAGCUGGGUCCUAGGGGAAGUCACCAGGCUGCUGUCCCAGCCCCUUGUGAAAAAGGACUUUCUCCUAGGUGGAGUCAUCACAUAAGGGAAGGACUAUCCCAGGGCAGUGAGCUCCCUAUUCCUGAGGGUGU